Messenger RNA from Dermatophagoides pteronyssinus (European house dust mite), 1110 nucleotides. Its product is annotated as DNA damage-regulated autophagy modulator protein 1-like. The record is from RefSeq and is a predicted model, not a curated record. Lineage: Eukaryota; Metazoa; Arthropoda; Arachnida; Sarcoptiformes; Pyroglyphidae.
AACUUGAAAACAACAAAAUUUACGACAAAAACUUUUUCUAUUGACGUCUAUAGUUGUAAUAUUGACAAAGAAAAACGAGAAAAAAACCAUAAACAAAAAAGUCAUUUUUCAAAUAGUGUCGAAAGGUUUUUCCGUAGGAUAAUAUCACUAAUAUAAAGCUUACAUUUUGAAGAUUCAUGGCUAUUCACAUUCCUUAAUCAUAGUUUUGUAACAAUGAAUCAAACUGAAUCUUAUCUUAUAAUUGUUGAAGAUGUUGAUAAUGGUUCAUCCACAUUAUCAUCUGCACCGGCCAAUUUGAAUUUCCUUCAAAAUAUCAAGCAAAUCACACCUUACAAGCAAAAAUUUUAUCAUAUUUUUCAACAAUAUCUAUGGAUUUUUCCAUUAAUAAUCGGUUUUCUUUUUCCAGUAUUUUGUGUAAUACUUUAUGUGGACAAAUUAGUUUCUAAUGAUUUACAUCCAAUUCUACCAUUGAUUAGUGAUUUAGGAUCAAAACCACCUGUUGCCGGUUAUGUAGCACAAAUUUUUGAUACAAUUGCGAUACUAAAUUUGCUCACUGUUUAUGCUCGUUAUGAGCAAGUGAAAUUUUAUAUUGAAAAAUAUUUUCAAAACUCCAGUAUUGAUAUUUGUCGACGUUUAAAACAAAACAAUAAAUAUUUUACAAUUUCUGGAUGCGGAUUUUCUCUCGGUGUGAUCACAUUGGGAAAUUUUCGCAAUACUGAACAACCAAUGGAACAUGGUAUAGGUUUUAUUAUCAUGUCGUGUAUUCUUGGCUACAUUUUUUUCACGACAAAAAUUUGUGAUGAUUUAUAUUCCUUCAAACGUAUUGAAUCACAACCAUCCACUAUCCGAUGCUGUGGUUGGAUUAUCCUCAUUUCUCUUAUUAUGAGUGCCCUUUUUUUAAUUAUCGCUGUCUCGCAACUAGAUUCGAUUUACCAUUGGUUUGAUAAUAAUCAAAGAUUAAAUUGGAAACCAAAUCAUCCUGGAUACAUAUGGUUUACAUUGGGUACCUUUUCUGAAUGGUUUUUUGUUAAUUGGUGUUCAAUAUACUUUUUUUCAAUCAGUCAUCGUAUACAUAUUUUCAAUCGAUGUCAUCGAAUAAAAUGAUAUUUU